Racocetra persica is the source of this 237-nucleotide messenger RNA. The record is from the annotation of a GenBank genome assembly. Lineage: Eukaryota; Fungi; Glomeromycota; Glomeromycetes; Diversisporales; Gigasporaceae.
AUGAUAAAUUUGAUGGAUUAGAUGAACUAUCUAGUUCUUUGAAAUUGGCCUCUGACCCUAUCUUACUUAACCAGGAAGACCUUAAUGCCAUUGUGGAUAGUGAUACUGAUGAAUCCGAUGAGCUAUGCCUCACGGAUGCUUCAGAUGUUAAUGGAUUGGAAGGAUGUGAAUCCACUUUGGAUUAUAAAAACUCGAUUGAACCUAGUCUCAAGAAGACAGCACUUACAAUACCAACUG